Molecule: messenger RNA, 428 nt
Organism: Callorhinchus milii (elephant shark)
Lineage: Eukaryota; Metazoa; Chordata; Chondrichthyes; Chimaeriformes; Callorhinchidae
Product: BTB/POZ domain-containing protein 8-like
Exons: 3
Coding region: 93-428 (111 amino acids)
Molecular function (GO): protein binding
Source: RefSeq, a predicted model, not a curated record
GCGGUGUUGAGUGGAUGUGACCGUAAGGCGUUCGUUCAUCUGUGUGCAAAGAGGAGAACUUUACUGACAUCUCAGUCACUUCUGCCGCAGAAAUGGCAACGUGGAAUGAAAAAGUUGUCAACCGAAUACAAAAUCUGGAAAUGACCAAAGGUUUCCAAGAAAGAGUACGAAAUGAAAGACAAAUAUUGAGGGAAACUCUAGCUUUGCAGCUAAAUCAGGAUCUUCUCAGGCUUCUAACGGAAGGAAUGCAAACAGAUGUCACUUUCCAUGUAGGAUCAACUGUGUUCAAGGCUCACAAAGCAGUGCUGCUCGCCAGGGUCCCAGAGUUUUUCAUGAGAAUUUCUGAGAAACAGACUUCUAAGAACCAACCAGAUAUCAUUAACAUAGAGAAUUUCAAACCUUCAGAGUUUCAAGAAUUUCUGCAGUAA